Messenger RNA from Drosophila arizonae, 920 nucleotides. It is a transcript of the gene Rap2l, whose product is annotated as Ras-associated protein 2-like. Gene Ontology annotation, molecular function: GTPase activity; GTP binding. Gene Ontology annotation, cellular component: membrane. Lineage: Eukaryota; Metazoa; Arthropoda; Insecta; Diptera; Drosophilidae. Gene Ontology annotation, biological process: Rap protein signal transduction. The record is from RefSeq and is a predicted model, not a curated record.
AUGCCAAUGGCCGAAGUUAAUAAUAUUCACGAAAACUAUGCUUUUCAGUCAAGAAUAUAAUAAAUGAUAAAAAAAGAUUGUUAAUGCAUGUAAAAUUAAAACGUUUAGUGUAUGUUUGAUCAACGCAUUACAUUUCGCACAAUGUCGAACCACAUGAAUCAUACAUCUUUGUGAACGUUUUAUAAUAUAAUUUUAAUUUUGGAACAUAAAUCGGUGUAUAUCAUAAACAAGUGCAUUAAACAUGCGGGAAUUUAAAGUGGUUGUGCUUGGUUCCGGAGGCGUUGGUAAAUCGGCCCUAACUGUUCAAUUUGUCUCGGGGUGUUUUAUUGAAAAGUAUGAUCCCACCAUCGAGGACUUUUAUCGAAAGGAAAUAGAGGUUGACAGUUCUCCGUGUGUUUUGGAAAUAUUGGAUACAGCCGGAACUGAACAAUUUGCUUCUAUGAGAGAUCUCUACAUAAAAAACGGGCAUGGCUUUAUUGUGAUGUAUUCGCUGACAAACCAUCAAACAUUUCAGGAUAUUUCAAGUAUGAAAAAUGUGAUUACUCGAGUUAAAGGAAGCCAACCAGCACCGAUAUUACUUGUAGCAAAUAAAUUUGAUUUGGAUUGUCAAAGAGAAGUAUCAACCGCUGAAGGUAAUGCCCUGGCACAUCUCUGGGAAUGUCCUUUUAUCGAAGCAUCAGCAAAGGAUCGAAUAAAUGUCAAUGAAGUGUUCGCAACUAUUGUUCGAGAGAUGAAUUUAACACAAGAGAAACGACAAAAAAAGAAAUACUGUUGUUGUACGCUUUUAUAGAAAUUUGUAAAUAUGUAAGAUUAAUAUAGUUAAAAAUAAAAUCACAAAUAUGUAUGUAAAAAAUAUACUGACCAAGUAAUAAGUUUAAUGUCCGAGAUAUUUAAAAGGAACACCAUGAAAAAAUAAAUAA